AUGCUUGUCCGCCGGACCGCCAUUCGACAGCCUGUACCUGCUCGCUGCCUCGUAUCGUCUCGACCCCUCCUCGGGUCUGCCUCGUCAAGAUGCUCCGUUGCCCUCUUAGCUGAGAGCCGCCGGGUUCUGACCACAAGCAACGGCGGCCCGCGGCCUGGGAGAAAGACUGCUCCGCCCAAGGGCCCGGACAGCUUCGAGCGAAACAUAGCCACUUCCGCCGGCAGCCCUCAAGUCACAGGGCAUGAUGUACCCUUCCGGGGUCUACCGGCCGGGCUAGCCCGCUCAGCCUACCGGUCAGGCGACGAUGCGCCGAAACAACCCCUCUACUUGCUCCGGCCCUUCGCCCCGACCGACCCGCUGGUGCUUCAAGCACAGAAAUCUGCCCCGCCACGACAACGCGUCAACCCGAACGGCAUUCCCGGCGACUACGACGAGAUGGUCGCCGUGUUCGAGGCCUGCCUUCAGGUCGGCAGACUGGACCGCGCCUCCCUGGUGCUCGCCCGGCUCAACAGGAUCAACCUGGUUGACCCGGAACAAGUCAUCAAACUGCACAACCAGUAUCUAAAGGCCCGCAUCGCCCAGCUCUCGGAAGAGCCCGAGAACAAGGAGCUCGGGGAUGGACUCCACAAGUGGUUCGAGAAGCAGAUCCGCAGCCCCGAGUUGCCGUUGAAGCCUAUCACGGUUGCCUACAUGCUCAAGGCGACUCUGCUCGCUUCCGAGGGCCCCCGCCGGAAGGUGUUGUUACAACGCUACAUCGAACUGCUAGAGAAGAACAGCCAUUCGGAACUUGUCGAUCUCGGCAACGUUCUCAGCGAUGAAGAUCUGGCGGCUCUCUCCGCCGAUUUUCCAUCCCUGGACGUCCCUGACUUGGGUGACCGAGACGGCGACCGAGACGGUGACCGAGAUGGUCCCAUCCCCGGCCUUGACGGCCUGAAAGCAGGUGAUCAACAGGUCCGCACACCCGAAGUUCUCAGCACCCCACAAAAGGGCCUGGGCCUCAAGUCUCUCAAAACGGCUCUCUCCCUGCUCUCCGAGCUGCCCCCGGGCCUGAACAUUGCUUCGCUCUCCAACUCGCAGCGGCGCGAGGUCCAGGCCCGCUUGGAGAGGGACUGCGUGGAUGCGGCCCUAGCCCGGUGGCGGGACGAGAACGAGGCACUCAUGAAAAUGGGCUUGAACUCGCAGUUGUCCGAUCCUUCCCUCAACUCCAAAUUGUUCCAGUGGCAUCAAGCCCUGGAGGCCAGGUUGACCCACGAGCAAGAACAAGUCGACGUCUCCGAAAACCUCGCCAAAAAGACCGACACAGACAUAGACCGCUGCAUUUACGGCCCCCAUCUGCUCCAGGCCCCGGCCAGCCGUCUGGCGGCCGUCACCAUCCUCAGCAUGCUCAGCACCAUCGCCAUGAACGGUGGCGAGAAAGGCGUGCCCGUGGCCGGUCUGGUGCAGAACCUGGCCAAGAUUGCCGAGGAAGACAUUCGCACCUACAUCAUGACCAAGAACCUUCGCUCAAGUAAGUUGAUGGCGCGCUGGCAGCGGUCCGCUCGGCGAAGAAUCCGCUAUAACCGCCGCACGCCUCCGUCGACCGUACCGCUGACCACCCCGCCUGACACAGCUGCUGCAGCGAAGAAAUCCGGUCUCGAUAUCGAACCCCCCGAGACCAACGAAACCCGGUGGCCCAUCACCAUCCGUACCAAGGUCGGCGCCGUCCUGCUGAGCGCCCUCAUCGAGACCGCCAAGGUCGUGGCUGUCGGGCAGCACCCCGAGACAAAGGAAAGAAUCACCCAGUUGCAGGCCGCCUUUACGCACGCCGUCCAGCUCAAGAGGGGGAGGAAGACGGGCGUGAUCCUGCCGAACCGCCACCUGGUCGACCUCAUGAAGCGAGAACCCCGCGGCGAGGCACUGGCCCGCCACUUGCCCAUGGUCGUCGAGCCCGAGCCGUGGACCAAAUUCGACAAAGGCGGCUUCGUUUCGUCCAUUACCCCCAUGAUCCGGCUCAAGAACAACGAGAUCGACCAGCGCAUCUACGCCGAGGCCGCCAUCGACCGCGGCGACAUGGAGCAGAUGAUGCGCGGGCUGGACGUGCUGGGCAAGACGGCCUGGAAGAUCAACCACUCCGUCUUCAACGUCAUGCUGGAGGCCUGGAACACGGGCGAGGAGUUUGCGAACCUGCCAGCCCUGAACCCGCAGAUCCCGAUCCCGCCGGAGCCCGACUCGACCGACGACCCGAUGAAGAAGCGGCACUGGCUCAAGGCUGUCAAGGCCGCCGAGAGCGAGAAGAUCGGCCUGCACUCGGUGCGCUGCUUCAUGAACUUCCAGCUCGAGAUUGCGCGGGCCUUCCGCGACCAGACCUUUUACUUCCCCCACAACAUCGACUUCCGCGGACGCGCGUACCCGAUGCCCACCUACCUCAACCACAUGGGUGCCGACCACAUGCGUGGCCUGCUGCUCUUCGCCAACGGCAAACCGCUCGGCGAAGCCGGGCUCAAGUGGCUCAAGGUGCACUUGUCCAACGUGUACGGCUUCGACAAGGCGAGCCUGAAGGAGCGCGAGGACUUUGCGGUCGAGCACAUGGAGGACAUCUUCGAUGCGGCCGACAACCCGCUCACGGGCAAGAAGUGGUGGCUCGAGGCCGAGGACCCCUGGCAAUGCCUGGCCACCUGCUUCGAGCUGAAAGCCGCCCUGACGUCGCCGGACCCGGCCGCGUACGUCUGCCACCUGCCGGUGCAUCAGGACGGCACCUGCAACGGGCUGCAACACUACGCCGCGCUCGGCGGUGACACGUGGGGUGCCACGCAGGUGAACCUGCUGCCGGGCGACCGGCCGGCCGAUGUCUACGCGGCUGUGGCCGAGCUCGUGCAAAAGGGCAUCGAGAAGGACAAGGCCGCGGGCCACCAGCUUGCGGCCUUUUUGGAUGGCAAAAUCACGCGCAAGGUCGUCAAGCAGCCCGUCAUGACCAACGUGUACGGGGUGACGUUUAUGGGCGCCAAGAAGCAGCUGCAGCGGCAGUUGGAAGACCUGUACCCCACGCUGGCGACCGACACCAACACCCCCUGGGGCAUCUUCUCGACCUACCUGGCCGGCAAGGUGUUCCUGGCCAUGUCGACCAUGUUCCGCGGCGCCCACGACAUCCAGCACUGGCUCGGCGAGAUCGGCGGGCGGGUGUGCCGCGCCAUCACGCAGGAACAGCUCGACCGCAUCAUCGACGCGCUGGGCGACGACGCGCGUUUCGGCAAGUCGCGUAAAACCUACGUCAGGAGGGUCGCGCUCAAAAACCCCGACAGGGCGGCCGAGAAGGAGCUGCAGGCCCAGUUCCGGAACACCGUCGUCUGGACCACCCCGCUGCGCAUGCCCGUCGUCCAGCCCUACCGCAAGAGCGGCACCCGCCUGGUGUCGACCUGCCUGCAGGAUCUGGUCCUGAGCAACGUCGACCGCGACGACCCGGUCAACCGCCGCAAGCAGCUCCAGGCCUUCCCCCCCAACUUCAUCCACUCCCUCGACGCAAGCCACAUGAUGCUGUCGGCCCUCGAGUGCAGCGCCGCCGGCCUCACCUUUGCCGCCGUGCACGACUCGUUCUGGACCCACGCCGGCGACAUCGACCGCAUGAACACGGUGCUCCGCGACUGCUUCAUCCGCAUCCACAAGGAGGACGUCAUCGGCCGCCUCAAGGCCGAGUUCGAAGCCCGGUACCGCGGCGCCAUCUACCGCGCAAGCGUCGCCGCCAAGUCCCCAACGGGCCGCCUCAUCACCGAGCACCGCAAGCUCAACAAGAAGACGGCGCGCGAAGAGCUCAUCGACGAGCGCUGCCGGCAGAAACUCCUGAGCUCGGACGACCCGGAGGAGGUCAAGAAGGGGAAAGCCAUGGUCACGCCCGCCAGCAUCUUUGACGCGCACGCCACGCCGGACAUGCUUCUUAACGAGGUGCAGCCGAGCGAUUUGUUGGCUGAUGCCGAUGCCGAGACGCUGGCCGAAGCCGAUACUGAAACCUCAGCGGAAGCCGGCGCCGAAGCAGAAGCCGACCAAACCAAAGCAGACGGCGACAUACGCAAGAGUUCCGACUACUUCUCAACAAUGCUCGACAAGAAGAAAUCUCCCAAGACCGUCCGGAAGCUCGAACUGUGGAUGCCCAUGACCUUCCCGGAGAUCCCGGCCAAGGGCGACUUUGACGUGACUAAGCUUAAGGAGAGCAAGUACUUUUUCUCUUAG
Messenger RNA from Dichotomopilus funicola, 4200 nucleotides. RefSeq lists its product as uncharacterized. Gene Ontology annotation, biological process: mitochondrial transcription. Bases 1 to 4200 code for a protein of 1399 amino acids. The transcript is spliced from 3 exons. Gene Ontology annotation, molecular function: DNA-directed RNA polymerase activity; mitochondrial promoter sequence-specific DNA binding. Gene Ontology annotation, cellular component: mitochondrial DNA-directed RNA polymerase complex. The record is from RefSeq and is a predicted model, not a curated record. NCBI's taxonomy places the organism in Eukaryota, Fungi, Ascomycota, Sordariomycetes, Sordariales, Chaetomiaceae.